UCAUUCGGGCGCCAGCCUCGGAGCCCGCGCGGGCGGCGCCAUGGAGAUGCACAAGAAGAUCCGCCUGGAGCUGCGGAACCGCGCGCCCGAGGAGGUGACGGAGCUAGUUCUGGAUAAUUGCCUGUGUGUCAAUGGCGAAAUUGAGGGCCUGAAUGAUACGUUUCAAAAACUGGAGUUCCUGAGCAUGGCUAAUGUGGAACUUAGCUCACUUGCAAGACUGCCCAGCUUACAUAAACUUCGAAAGCUGGAACUUAGUGACAAUAUAAUUUCUGGAGGCUUGGAAGUCCUGGCAGAGAAGUGUCCCAAUCUCACUUACCUUAAUCUGAGUGGUAACAAAAUCAAAGAUCUCAGCACAGUGGAAGCUCUGCAAAAUCUGAAAAAUUUGAAAAGUCUUGAUUUGUUUAACUGUGAGAUUACAAACCUGGAAGAUUAUAGAGAAAGUAUUUUCGAACUGCUGCAGCAAAUCACUUACUUAGAUGGAUUUGAUCAGGAGGAUAAUGAAGCUCCAGACACAGAGGAUGAUGAUGAUGAUGAGGAUGGAGAUGAGGAGGAGGAGGAAGAUGAAGCUGGCCCGGGAUACGAAGGUGAGGAAGGCUGCGAGGAAGAUGAUGAAGAAGAGGAUGACGACGACGAUGACGAUGAUGACGAAGGCUCUGAAUUGGGAGAGGGAGAAGAGGAAGUGGGCCUCUCAUAUUUGAUGAAAGAAGAAAUUCAGGAUGAAGAAGAUGAUGAUGACUAUGUUGAAGAAGGGGAAGAAGAUGAUGAGGAAGAAGGUCUUCGAGGGGAAAAGAGAAAGCGAGAUGCUGAGGACGAAGGAGAGGAAGAUGACUAGACCAGUGAAAGGCUGGGUCUCCGAUGGGUCUUGGGUAUACAGUGGAGUGAUGACUUACUUCAUGUACAAAUAGCUUACCCUACAGACAAUAAUGUGUAACUUUUUAUAGGAAAAGCUUGGUUUUACUAUUUUUGCCUUAUCAUUCCAAAUAAAAUUUACUAGCCUGUUAAUGAUCAUCUUGUAUGUAGAGAAAAA
Molecule: messenger RNA, 1027 nt
Organism: Suncus etruscus (white-toothed pygmy shrew)
Lineage: Eukaryota; Metazoa; Chordata; Mammalia; Eulipotyphla; Soricidae
Gene: ANP32E
Product: acidic nuclear phosphoprotein 32 family member E
Exons: 7
Coding region: 41-832 (263 amino acids)
Biological process (GO): regulation of apoptotic process
Cellular component (GO): nucleus
Molecular function (GO): phosphatase inhibitor activity; histone binding
Source: RefSeq, a predicted model, not a curated record